UUCAACUUCUACUGCUGGUGCUUAAAAGCAAAUACCUCCAUUAAAAAUAAAAGUAGCUCCAUAUCUAACGUCAGGCACAAAAUUUUGCUGCUAGAGCAUAGAACUUUGCCUAUGUAAUUUCUUUACAAUUUUCAUUGUUUUCAAUUAACAAUUUUAUCUGCAAUUAUUUUGUUCUUUAAGAAAAAAAAUUGAAACCCUGUUGCUUAGCAAGUGAACGUUUGUAUCUCUGUCCUUCAGUAAAAUCAAAAUGGGACCAUUGGAAAAAUGGUCACGCUUACGCCCCAUUUGUCAGCAAUUAGUAUUGUUGAAGAGUCAAACUUCCUUCAUUGGGUGACAUUUGGCUAGAUUAACAAGUUGCAACAAAUAUCUCCACUAUCUCCCAGUUUUUCCCACCGCUUAAUCCAUGGCUCCUCCAACUCCAAGGCUAGUGGUGCCGAUAGACUUGAAGAAGAAGCCAUGGGAACAAGAUCUACCUCUUCCCAACCGUUGGCACCCUGAAAUACCCUCAGUUGCCGAUGUUAAAGUCGGUGAGAUCUUUAGAGUAGAGAUGGUAGACUGGACUGGUGGUGUUAUAAAAGAUGAUGAUUCUGCAACUGAUGUAAAAUUUAUAGACCUGUCCACAGUCCAUUAUCUCAGUGGGCCGAUAAGAGUUCUAGACAAGGAAGGCAUACCUGCCAAGCCAGGUGAUCUUCUAGCAGUGGAAAUUUGUAACCUGGGUCCUCUUCCGGGGGAUGAAUGGGGUUAUACAGCAACGUUUGACAGAGAAAAUGGAGGUGGUUUUUUGACAGACCAUUUUCCAUGUGCAACCAAAGCUAUUUGGUACUUUGAAGGAAUUUAUGCCUACUCUCCUCAUAUACCAGGGGUGAGAUUUCCUGGUUUGACUCAUCCUGGAAUAAUUGGGACUGCACCAUCAAUGGAACUUCUGAAUAUUUGGAAUGAAAGGGAAAGAGAAGUAGAAGAAAAUGGCCAUAAGUCCCUAAAGCUAUGUGAAGUUUUGCAUUCACGACCAUUGGCAAACCUUCCAUCAACCAAAGGCUGCCAUUUAGGGAAGAUAAAAAAGGGGACUGCUGAAUGGGAAAAGAUUGCUAAGGAGGCGGCAAGGACUAUUCCAGGAAGAGAAAAUGGAGGAAAUUGUGACAUCAAAAAUCUUAGUAGAGGUUCGAAGACAUAUCUUCCUGUGUUUGUAGAAGGAGCAAAUCUUAGCACCGGUGAUAUGCAUUUUUCUCAAGGUGAUGGUGAAGUUUCCUUCUGCGGAGCAAUUGAGAUGAGUGGUUUUCUAGAGCUCAAGUGUGAAAUCAUAAGAGGUGGAAUGAAACGGUACCUAACUCCAAUGGGGCCAACACCGCUUCAUGUAAACCCAAUCUUCGAGAUUGGCCCGGUUGAACCCAGAUUCUCAGAAUGGUUGGUUUUUGAGGGAAUAAGCGUGGAUGAGAGCGGAAGGCAACAUUUCCUUGAUGCCAGUGUUGCAUAUAAACGUGCAGUACUCAAUGCUAUUGACUACCUCUCUAAGUUUGGCUACUCCAAAGAACAGAUUUACCUUCUGCUAUCCUGCUGCCCAUGUGAAGGAAGGAUAUCUGGAAUUGUGGACUCACCAAAUGCCCUUGCAACUCUUGCAAUUCCAACUGCUAUCUUUGACCAGGACAUUCGUCCAAAAACUGGAAAGGUGCCAGUAGGGCCUCGGCUAGUGAGAAAACCAGAUGUGUUAAGAUGCACUUAUGAUGGAAAUCUUCCCACAACAAAGAAUCCAGCUGCCUUGAUGUAACUUAAGUCCAUGGAGCUAAAGCAAGAACUCCAAUGUCGGGUUACAUUUCUAUGCCUAGUGGGGCUUUUAUGCAUAUAAAAACAAUUAUGGAUGGAAGAACAGUAAUGUGACAGAAUAAACUCCAACUUCGGGCCUUAUGCGUAUGUUAUAGGAACUUCUACAUUCUUCUUCCGGCCAACAAUAAAAUGAAAAAUGAUAGUUGGCACUUGAGUACUUGACCCCUUUCAAAGAAGCGGACCAAUUAUUCAAGGACUGGCAAAAGAGCCAUCAAAAUACAAACGUACACACACACAUGGAAAUGCUAGUUAUGUCUUGGUGAACAGAUGCACUUACAAGGAGAGCUGCUAGGACUAAGGUCUACGCAGUAACAUAUUGACAGUGUUCGAUGAUGCUGGAGAGAUGGGCAACGGAUACCAACAGACCAGAGCCAAAGAUAUAACUCCACACUCAGAACCUGUAAAUGGGGAAAAGAGAAAAAAAGAAAAAGUCCCAUAAUUACCAAAAGGAUAAAACAGUACAAAAAAAAACUGCAGAAGUGCAUAAGACUAGGAUCACAUGAUUGGCCCCUGCUUCAACUGCAAAGAAAUAAAAAUUUUAACUAAAAUAGUGUCAAGACCGCAAAUCUAUGGAUAUAAACUCAAUCCAUUGGCUGAUGGGCUGAGCUUCAAUUACACGAUUGGUCCAUCCAAGUUUUGUAGUCCAGGGUCCAGACUUUCAGAACCGG
Messenger RNA from Durio zibethinus, 2486 nucleotides. RefSeq lists its product as uncharacterized. Gene Ontology annotation, molecular function: hydrolase activity, acting on carbon-nitrogen (but not peptide) bonds, in linear amides. The record is from RefSeq and is a predicted model, not a curated record. Lineage: Eukaryota; Viridiplantae; Streptophyta; Magnoliopsida; Malvales; Malvaceae.